Messenger RNA from Pseudoliparis swirei, 413 nucleotides. Its product is annotated as nebulin-like. Gene Ontology annotation, cellular component: Z disc. The annotation marks the transcript as partial. NCBI's taxonomy places the organism in Eukaryota, Metazoa, Chordata, Actinopteri, Perciformes, Liparidae. Gene Ontology annotation, molecular function: actin filament binding. Gene Ontology annotation, biological process: cardiac muscle thin filament assembly. The record is from RefSeq and is a predicted model, not a curated record. The transcript has 4 exons.
AAGCCCACAAGGCCAAGUUCACCUCUCUGGCUGAUCCCCCGGAAGUGGAGCUGGCCCGGAGAGUGGCCAGGCAGCGCAGUGACCUCCAGUACAAGGAGGACUACAAUAAGAACGUGAAGGGCCAAUGGUGCGAGACGCCGUACUUCGACGUGGCCACGGCCAGGGUGGCCAUGGAGAACCUGAGCAGUAAACGCUACACGCAGGACUACGAGGACAAGAAGGACCAGAUCUACUUCAUGCAGACGGACACGCCCGUCUACCACUCCAACAAGAAGGCCCGCAUCGCCGCUAGCCAGGUCCACUACAAGAAGGACUACGAGAAGGGCAAAGCGGAGGCCGACUACAACACGCUGCCCGCCACGGAGAACCCCCUGCUCAGGCAGCUGCGCUACGCCGGAACCAUCCUCAGUGAU